Molecule: messenger RNA, 1774 nt
Organism: Cynara cardunculus var. scolymus (artichoke)
Lineage: Eukaryota; Viridiplantae; Streptophyta; Magnoliopsida; Asterales; Asteraceae
Product: cyclin-T1-3-like
Exons: 7
Coding region: 206-1645 (479 amino acids)
Biological process (GO): positive regulation of DNA-templated transcription, elongation; regulation of transcription by RNA polymerase II
Cellular component (GO): cyclin/CDK positive transcription elongation factor complex; nucleus
Molecular function (GO): cyclin-dependent protein serine/threonine kinase activator activity
Source: RefSeq, a predicted model, not a curated record
GGAAACAAAACUAGGGUUCUCUUCUAUGCUUUGGAACCUGGAGGAGAAAAUAGGGGCUGUGUGGCUUCUCAAUUGGCAUCCCUUUUCAAUAAGAGCAACUUCUUCAGCUUCAAUCGCAGGUUAAAUAAUAUAAAGAUAGGGACUAAGCAAGGAUAGAGCGACAGCAUUACAUUAGUGUGCAAGGCACUAAUAUUUUAGUGGAAGCAUGACAGCUCCAAUUCAAUGCUAUAAAUCCCAAGAAGCUGAUGCAGCUGGAAUGCUUAUGUCUGGAGCACCUCAGCCUCCUACUCGCAGGUGGUAUUUCAGCAGGAAAGACAUAGAAUGUCAUACUCCAUCAAGGUCUGAUGGCAUCGAUUUCAAGCAGGAACAGCAUCUACAAAAGCUGUACUGCUUUUUUCUGCAAGAGCUUGGCAUAGAGCUUAAAGUGCCCCAGGUAACAAUAGCAACAGCAAUGAUGUUUUGCCAUCGGUUUUACAUGCGGCAGUCCCAUGCGAAGAAUGAUUGGCAGACAAUUGCAACUGUAUGCAUGUUCCUUGCUUGCAAAGCUGAAGAAACGCCACGAUGGUUAGGUGAACUUGUUGUGGUGGCUUAUAAGUUAAUAUACAAGUGGGAUCCUUCAGCUUCACGGAGAAUUCGGGAGAUAUAUGAUAAACAGAAGGAACUAAUCUUAAUUGGGGAAAGACUUCUCUUGGCUACUAUUGCGUUUGAUCUGAAUAUAGAACAUCCAUACAAGUCACUUGUUGCGGCUCUUAAGAGAUUGGGUAUUACACACAAAGAACUUGUAAAAGUAGCAUGGAAUUUUGUGAAUGACUGGCUCCGUACCUCACUGUGCUUGCAGCACAAACCCCAUUAUAUUGCCGCUGGUUCUCUGUUUCUUGCUGCCAAGGUUAAGAAGGUGAAAUUACCUACAGCAAAAGGGAAGGCUUGGUGGAUGGAAUUUGAUGUUUCACCCAAGCAAUUAGAAGAUGUCAUCCAACAGAUGAUGAGUUUGUGGGAACAGAGUCAGAGCCAAACCCUAACACUGAAGGAUCAGAAUGUAACUGAAUCUCUAAUCAGAAAAGCGACAAUCUAUAGUCCACAAUCCUCCACUUUGAGUGGCUCUAGUAUUGUUCAGGAUUCCAAGAUGACCGCUUCUAUGGAUGCUGGUGGACCUGCAAAAGCUGCAACGUCUAAUUGUGUCAAGAAACAGGCCUUUGACAACGUCCAUGAUACAUCCAGAGAAACAAUAAAUUGUCAUACCAGUGAUAGUGGCAGUGCAAAAGAUGUGACAUCUGACUGUGUCAAGAAACACGCUUUUGACAAUGUCCAAGGUGCAUCAAAGGAAACACCAAAUUGCCAAACCAGUGAUACCGGCAGUGCAGUUAGUGUUGUUGAGGAUGGCGAUAGUGGUGAACCUGUCACAGUGAAGUCUGAUCUAAGUUCAAGUUGCAAGAUAGUUUCAGUGGGAGGUAUAGUUGGCAAUGGCCAGGUAGAUGUAAAUCGAAUCAGAGAAAAGCUUAAGAAAAGGAAUUUUGUUAAAACUAUGAAAAGAAAGCACGUAGAAGACUUGGAUGAUGAAAUCGAUGGUGAAGCCUGGAUAGAGAGAGAGUUGGAGGAUGGCAUAGUGCUGGAAUCUUCAUAUGCUCAGAAGCAAAUCAAGAUUUAAAGUUUUGGUAAUUCCCACCUCUAUUGUUUCCGGAAGGGCCUUCUUGUUUGGAGGUGGGAUUUGAUCAUUUUGUAAGUAUUGUAACAACACUAUUUAAUAGUUGUACAAUUAUCUUCAGGCAUUGUUGAC